AUGAGAUGUGUGAUCCAUAAUGCAGGCUAUCCCUUGAUGGAAUGUAAAGAGUUCAGGUCUAAAACUUGGGAACAACGGCGUGCUCUGUUGAUGAGUAAAGGAGUUUGUUACAAGUGCUUGGCGUCGACAGAACAUAUGUCUCCUAAGUGUCCUUUAGAUGUAACAUGUGAUAAAUGUGGACGCAAAAAUCAUUUGACUCUCAUGCAUCGAGAAGAACCUAUGAAAUAUCAUGGCGGGGAGUCAAAGGGCGAACCGGAGAUACAUGUGGCCGCCAAACGUACUGCGAUACAUGGAAAGGAGUUUAGAGGUCAAUCAUGCGGAAAAACUUUUCUUGUAGAUGUGAUGUCAUCUAGUCGUCCUGCUGAGAAGUUCAGAGUGUAUGCAUUAAUAGAUGACCAGAGUAAUCGUUCACUGGUAACUCCAGAACUUUGUGAGAUGAUGGGAAUACGCGGUGAAACUAUGACGUAUACCCUGUCCUCAUGCUCGGGUCGAACAACAAUGGUUGGACAACGUAUAGAUGGGUUAUCUGUUCAAUCAGUUGGAACAGCAGAAAGACUUGACCUGCCAGAGUUAAUAGAGUGUAACUACAUUCCGCAGGAUUUGAGUGAGGUUGCAACUCCAGAGAUAGCAAGUAACUACCCUCAUCUGAAGGAAGUAGCUCCUAUGCUACACUCGUUAAAUGCAAAUUGUGGAAUUCAUCUCCUGAUUGGACGUGACGUGCCAGAAGCACAUCAUGUGAAGCGUCAGAUUAUUGGACCUAAGCAUCUACCAUUUGCAUUGGAACUUCCCUUAGGUUGGGUGAUUAUUGGAAAAGUGUGCCUCGGCAGGUUUCAUCAACCAGAUGUUGUACAUGCCUAUAAGACGAACGUGGACGUUGAUGGAAGAGGCACUGUGAUGGAUUUGUGCAGGAACAUGUGCACUAUUUUUGAACAUAAGGACAGUAGUAGUCUGAGUUCUGAUAUAUUCCAUAAGACACCUGACGACAAUAAGGUGGGCUUAUCUACGGAUGAUCGUCAGUUUGUGCAGAUUAUGGAAUCAGAAUUAACUAAGGACUCCUCAGGACAGUGGAUGACACCACUACCAUUUAAGGAGCCUAGAGAAGUACUACCUUACAACAGAGCGCAGGCAUAUAAAAGAGCGAAAAUAUUGGAUAAGAGCUUACAACAAAACUCUGUGAAACGGCAACAUAUGGUUGAGUUCAUGGACAAAGUGUUUCGGAAUGGAGCUGCAGAGGUGGCCACAGACAAGGAGAAGUGGAACUUACCUCUCUUCGGUGUUUACCACCCGAGGAAGCCAGGUCAGAUUCGAGGAGUUUUUGACUCGUCCUUGAAAGUCCUUGAAUGA
Messenger RNA from Mizuhopecten yessoensis (Yesso scallop), 1344 nucleotides. RefSeq lists its product as uncharacterized. The record is from RefSeq and is a predicted model, not a curated record. Lineage: Eukaryota; Metazoa; Mollusca; Bivalvia; Pectinida; Pectinidae. Bases 1 to 1344 code for a protein of 447 amino acids. The transcript has a single exon.